Molecule: messenger RNA, 1464 nt
Organism: Ictalurus punctatus (channel catfish)
Lineage: Eukaryota; Metazoa; Chordata; Actinopteri; Siluriformes; Ictaluridae
Product: histone H3
Exons: 1
Coding region: 233-643 (136 amino acids)
Cellular component (GO): nucleosome
Molecular function (GO): DNA binding; structural constituent of chromatin; protein heterodimerization activity
Source: RefSeq, a predicted model, not a curated record
CUAAUGAACUAAGCAUUUGUGUUAGAGAGCGCGCCAAUAGAAUAGUGGCGGGCGUCUUGUGUUUCGAACGGUGGCAGAGAAGUCACAAGUGACGUAAAACGUUCUAUCGAAUAGCAGACGAGCGCGUUCAAGACGCCCAAUCAGCGCAGGGCGGCGUUAUGGCUUAAAAAGGCCGCGUUCGAGCGCGCCGUUUAUUCUGUUUUUCUAUCCGUGAAGUGCAGAGCUCGACGCUAUGGCAAGAACCAAGCAGACCGCCCGAAAGUCUACCGGUGGCAAGGCGCCAAGGAAGCAGCUCGCCACUAAGGCUGCUCGCAAGAGUGCGCCGGCUACCGGCGGCGUGAAGAAGCCUCACCGUUACAGGCCCGGCACCGUGGCUCUGAGGGAGAUCCGCCGUUAUCAGAAGUCUACUGAGCUGCUCAUCCGCAAGCUGCCCUUCCAGCGCCUGGUGAGAGAAAUCGCUCAGGACUUCAAAACCGACUUGCGUUUCCAGAGCUCGGCCGUCAUGGCCCUGCAGGAGGCGAGCGAGGCAUACCUGGUCGGUCUGUUCGAGGACACCAAUCUGUGCGCUAUCCACGCCAAGAGAGUGACCAUCAUGCCCAAGGAUAUUCAGCUGGCCCGCCGUAUUCGCGGAGAACGCGCUUAAACCACAACUCCGUCUAAUAUACACAAAGGCUCUUUUAAGAGCCACUUCCUCGUCUCGGAAAACAGCAAAUUUUCUUUCUUGGGCAGUUUAAGUAUUAGAACGUGGUACAGAGAGAAGGAACAGUAAUAAUAAUGUGUGUUUAUAUCGAGAUAUAUAUUUAUUUGUGUGUGUAAAUGAAGUACACGGCUUUAUUUUUAUCAACAUUAGAAAGGUUGGUUAUUUAUUUUGCAUUUUCAUGAUAAAUAUAGUCCUAUGAGUAUUACGUAAUGUUUGGUUUUUUAUAGAUGAGCCGUUAAUUGUGGUUAUGUCCGAACAAUACAAUGCACAGUAAUGAGCUGUGUCUGUAAAAUAGCUCAAACCUACCUUCUGUUUCGGGCGGCGUUGUGCUGGAUGGAGCUUGACUGCCCCCGUGUGUCCAAACUCGGGAACGGCAAUUUUCUAGAAGCGGAUUUCUGGGCAAGAUGUCGAAGAAACGAACGGAAAAGUGACCACGGCCAUUAUACGACCAGAUGAAGAAACAAUGCCAAAAAAGAUAGGAAGUGAACGAAGAAAGAGCAUGCCACGGUGGGAUGAGAGCUGUACUGUAGCAAUUAAAAAUAGAAAUAAAGCUUUUAGGAAACUCGAAGCUCACCGUACACUGGAAACUUUGAUUAACUAUAAAAUGGCGCAUGCAGUAGGUAAGAAAACAAUCAGAUCAGCCAAACGUGUAUAUUGGAGACAAUUCUGCAAUAAAAUUGGAAGAGAAACCCAGCUAUCGGACAUAUGGAGAGCAAUUAGGAAAAUGAGUGGAAUAAGAAACUGUGUAAAUACCAGUGUUAAAU